CAAAGUAUAGAAAAUCAAAACAAGACGAAACAAAAACUACAAAGUCCUGGUCUUGUAAGGAAACUAGUAGAGCUCAACAAUGGAGUCAGUUUCGGAGAAAGAGAAGAAGCAUUCUGAUAACAGCACCACCACUGAUAAUGCCAAUAAUCCUCAUUCGCUUCAGGAUUCUUCUUCUGCCGCCGCCGAUAACUUCAGCAGUACGGACUCUCAAGAGUUUCGUGAACGCAUUACUCGCGACCUCAAAGCUGGUCUUCACCCCCUCAGGCAAAAGCUUAUAUUUUGGUACACUCGCCGGACACCUGGAGUUCGGAACCAAACAUCAUACGAAGACAAUAUCAAAAGAAUUGUUGAAUUCAGCACGGUUGAAGGUUUUUGGUUCGCUUAUUGCCACCUGGCCCGUCCGUCUUCUUUGCCAAGCCCGACAGACCUGCAUCUUUUCAAGGAGGGAAUUCGACCUUUAUGGGAGGACUCUGCAAACCGUAAUGGUGGCAAGUGGAUAGUACGUUUCAAAAAGGUUGUAUCAGGCCGUUUCUGGGAGGAUUUGGUCCUUGCAUUGGUUGGUGAUCAACUCGAUUAUGGAGAUAACAUAUGUGGGGCAGUGUUGAGCAUUCGUUUCAAUGAGGAUAUAUUAAGUGUCUGGAACAGAGAUGCAUCUGAUCACCAGGCUGUGAUGGCUUUAAGAGAUUCAAUCAAGCGACAUUUGAAGCUUCCACAUGGAUAUGUUAUGGAAUACAAGCCCCACGAUGCUUCAUUGCGUGAUAACUCAUCCUACAGAAACGCAUGGCUGAGAGGGUAAGAAUUUGGGAGCCAAGCUGUGAAAGGUUCCGAGUCCUAGUUUCGGAUUAUCACUUUACUAUCUUGACAUUACAUAAAAGCAACUUUAUGGGGGGAUGUCUUUGUACUGAAAGUCACUAAUGGUCAAUCAAAUGGAUUCAAUUACUACUUUCAGCUUAAAACCUAUGAAUAUAUGAAUACACUAUGCCGAAAUUAACACACAUAGUCCAACAAUUAAUUAUGUAAAAAGUGAAAAUGCCAUUUAGUGUGGCAUAAAAAUAGCUUGAUAGCAGUACUAGUUUUUCUUUUUCUUUUUGGGUAAAUAUUUGGGAUAUUUGUGGGGAAAGUAUCUAAUUUAUUAUAUUUGUAUUACUUAACUACUGAAGUUAUUUUUUUAGCAGCGAAAGUACUUUCCGUCCA
Messenger RNA from Humulus lupulus (European hop), 1194 nucleotides. Its product is annotated as eukaryotic translation initiation factor NCBP. The transcript has 6 exons. Gene Ontology annotation, molecular function: RNA 7-methylguanosine cap binding; translation initiation factor activity. Gene Ontology annotation, biological process: translational initiation. Lineage: Eukaryota; Viridiplantae; Streptophyta; Magnoliopsida; Rosales; Cannabaceae. The coding region runs from base 80 to 796 and encodes 238 amino acids. Gene Ontology annotation, cellular component: eukaryotic translation initiation factor 4F complex; cytoplasm. The record is from RefSeq and is a predicted model, not a curated record.